Cotesia congregata is the source of this 1350-nucleotide messenger RNA. NCBI's taxonomy places the organism in Eukaryota, Metazoa, Arthropoda, Insecta, Hymenoptera, Braconidae. The record is from the annotation of a GenBank genome assembly.
AGAAUUUGGAAUGUAGUCAUGGCUGCUGGAGGCGGCGGAAGUUUCAUAAGCAAACCUGCACGAGGAUGGCUACACCCUGAUCACUUAGUCAGCAAAGAAGGAAUUACUUAUGCUGUCAAAUACAUAGGAUGUCUGGAAGUUUAUACGUCUAUGAAAAGCCUGGAUUUUGAGACAAGAUCAUGUGUUGCCAAAAAAUGUAUAAACCGAGUUUGUGAAGCAGCGGGUUUGAAAACUGCUGAUAAAAAACGUAGAGUUUCUCGCAGAGUAUUAAAUGCGAUUGCCGAUAAACCAUGCAUGGAACAUGCAGGCGAUAAUAUAAAUUUAACCAUAAGCAGUACCAGCUUAACGCUGACGAGCUUGGACACUGGUCAAGUAAUUGCCAAGCAUGCGAUGCCUCGGAUUUCAUUUGCCUCAGGAGGUGACACUGAAAUUCUAGACUUUGUCGCUUACGUCGCGAAGGAUGUCCAGGAAUGGCGAGCUUGCUAUGUACUUGAAUGCGGUGGAGGACUGGCUCAGGAUGUUAUUUCGACCAUUGGUCAGGCAUUCGAGCUGAGAUUCAAAGAAUUUUUGACCAAGCCAUCGAGUUUGCACCCUGAAUUGAAUGGUAUUCGAGAGCCAGAUCGUGAUUAUUAUAAUGAUCUUCCUGGUAAAGUCCCGCCGGAUAUAGGACCACCUCCGGUACCGCCACUUCCUAUUACGGCUUCAACGCUUCCUAAUUUGAAACAUCAUUCAAGUUCAAAUUCAAUGAGCUCAAAUAAUACACAGUGUGCGUCUUCGUUAGAUUCCUAUCCUAAUGGAAGAGGAAGAAAUUCUUCUGUUCAAUGGCCUGAAUCCGGAAAUCUUAUUGAUUUAAAUUCCGAUGGUGCAACUGUGAUGCCUUUAACUCCACCUGAGCAUAAUUAUGUUAAUGAUACAGUAAUUGCUGCUAAUAGAGACACUAGAAAAGAACCAUCCUUAUUUGAUGCCUUUGAUAUGCAACCAUUUAGUACAGCUAUAUCUGAAAUGAAUAAGCUGAGCCCCAGGUCACAAAAACAACAAUUAAGACAAGAGGUCUGGUAUCACGGGAGUGUUAGUAGGUCUGAGGCUGAGUCAAUGCUGACUAAAGACGGCGAUUUCCUUGUACGAGAGUCCCAAGGUUCUCCUGGACAAUAUGUUCUCACGGGUAUGAACAAUGGAACGCCUAAGCACUUGCUUUUAAUUGAUCCAGAGGGAGUGGUCCGAACCAAGGAUCGUAUAUUCGACAGCGUUAGUCAUUUAGUUAAUCAUCAUUGCGACAAUGCCCUGCCAAUUAUUUCGGCAGACAGUGCUUUGGUACUGCGAUAUCCAGUACCUCGGCGUACGGAGUUUUAA